CCCCACCACCCCGUUGCCCCCCAUCACCACCCUCCCGGCACCCUUCCCGCUGGGUGGCUAUGCAGAGGCAGUGACGUCACCCGGCUGUCUCUCGCUCCCUUCCUGCUGCAUCACAACAGCCCCGUUUGCAGCGUCGUAACGCGGGGGACCGGAGCUGGUUGCAGUGCGAUAAGCCCCCUCCAGCCGCUGGGACAUGGCCAGGCCCGAACAGGUUCUGCUCCUGGAGCCUCAGCACGAACUGAAAUUCAGAGGUCCGUUCUCAGACGUGGUCACCACAUACCUCAAGCUCUCCAACCCUACAGACCGGAAUGUGUGCUUCAAGGUGAAGACGACAGCGCCGCGCCGAUACUGCGUUCGGCCCAACAGCGGAAUCAUCGACGCCGGGACCUCCAUCAAUGUCUCCGUUAUGCUGCAGCCGUUUGACUACGACCCAAAUGAGAAGAGCAAACACAAGUUCAUGGUCCAGUCCGUGCUCGCCCCCCCUGACAUGACCGACAUGGAGGGAGUGUGGAAGGAGGCCAAGCCAGACGAGCUGAUGGACUCCAAGCUCAGGUGUGCUUUUGAUCUGCCGGCGGAGAACGAGAAAACGCACGACAUGGAGUCCAACAAGAUGUCGUCCAGCUCGCUGAAGUCAGACUCCUCCGCGCAGCCGAUGAAGGCGAUGGGCUCCACCCUGGAUGACGGGGAGGUGAAGAAGAUCAUGGAGGAGUGUAAGAGGCUGCAGAUGGAGGCUCAGAGGCUACGGGAAGAAAACAAACAGAUCAGGGAGGACGACGGCCUGCGGAUGAGGAAGAGCAACGUGAUGUCACCUCAGCACUCCUCACUCGGCAUGAAGAAGGAGGAGGGCUGGAGCGUCCGCACCGUGGCGCUCAUCGUGCUCUUCUUCGCGGUGGGGGUCAUCGUGGGCAAGUUGGUGCUGUAGAUGGCGGCGCCGUGCGGUCGGGGCGCAGCAUGCUUUUGGAGCACGAUCUGGGAUUUUGGAUCAGAGAUGCCAUAUCCGCCGGGUGGGGGGGGGGUACUAGUUUUCAUUCAGUCUCAUUAAUGUAAAAAAUAAAUAAAAUUCAAUGGUAAUGUUUGAGGAAAUUAAAAAGAAAAGGAUUCAUCAUUACUGGUCUUGUUCUACGUAAUCAUCACAUAAUUAUUCUGGCCCUUUUCCCCAAAGUCUCAUGAAUUCAGAUUACUGGGGGGGUGGGGGGGGUGUGAACGGAAACACCAUUUAAACCCAGGGUUCCAGACCCAUUGGAUCACACGGCGAGGUAGUGGUUCCUCUGUGAACGUCAUUUCAGUCUAUUGUUGUUUCUUUUUCUAAGCCUGCGCUCAUGUGUACGUAACCCCCCCCCCCCACCCCCCCACACACUCACUUUACAGUAUAACCAGGUGUUCCUUCCAGUUAAACCCCCUUUAAGGAAGGAAUUUACCAAAGUGAUAAUCCACACAGGGCUACCAUAGUGAGCUCUGCAGGAGUCACCCUGUCUCUGAUGGUAGAUCUUUGAUCUUCACCUGUCACUCACAGAGGGGAAUGUUUGACUGCAUGCGUUCACACACACACACACACACACACACGGAUGGUUUGAAUCUAAUUUAACGCUAUUAUAAUGGUGAUAAUAUUAUGUCAUUUGCCUGUAGGUUUGCCCAACUACAUCUUCGGUUUUCUUUCUCUAUUGUUGCAUUUUAAUGAUUUGAAGUCAUGUUUUUUCUAUUUGAGGCUUGAAUCAUUUAGAAGUAAAAGAAAUCUGUUCCAGAUUUGUAGGAUUAGAUCAUUUCUGUAAAUGUUAUCCAGAUGAAAAGCUGGCCUUGUGAACUACUUUAUAUCCUCAAGGGGACCACACGUUGACAUUGUACUGUUCCAGAGCCAAUGUGUUUUUUUGUUGGUCUAAAAUAAAUAAAAACAUCUUUCUCCAAAUUUGCAUGAGGGGUAAAGUAGCAGCAGAGAGAAUCCGAAUCGGAGCCGUGGAUCAUUCUGCUUUGCGAUAUUUGAAGGAAAAAGAGCAGUUGUUCAGAUUUGUAUCCUCAUACGAUGCAGGAGUUCAUUAUCCAUUAAUAGACUGAAAGAAACCGUUAAUCCCAUUUGAUGAUCAGAGAGAGGAGCUCGUGUUCCUGCUGUUCUCUGCUUGUGGUCAUGGUGAGAACAGACCUUCAGGUCCUCUGGGUCAUUUAGUGCUGCCACGACGUCGUUCUUGUCCAAUUAGAGUAUCACAACAUUUGUACGUGAAGGAAUAUUCCAAAGUAUCAGAACAUACAGAUUCUUAAUUCAGCGCAGUCCAGAUGUGGCUCUCCAAGCAGGAUCAAACCAACAUUACAUGAAGGCUGAUUGAUUGCGGCCUGGUUUAAGACGCACAUCACUGACCAUCACCGUGAUCUAUGUACGCAGUCGGCAAACUGUUUUGUAUGUAUAUAAAUAAAUAAAUACGUCUAUCUGAGAAGAAUAUUACUAUUCCUAGUUCAAGUAGUCUCUCUGGUGUAUAAAAACAACCCAACCUGGUUGGACUGUGUAGCAUCUUAAUAAAUUAAAUGAAUAAAGCCCCUACCAAACUG
Messenger RNA from Pungitius pungitius (ninespine stickleback), 2535 nucleotides. RefSeq names its product VAMP (vesicle-associated membrane protein)-associated protein B and C (gene vapb). The record is from RefSeq and is a predicted model, not a curated record. Lineage: Eukaryota; Metazoa; Chordata; Actinopteri; Perciformes; Gasterosteidae. Gene Ontology annotation, molecular function: FFAT motif binding. The transcript has 7 exons. Bases 194 to 922 code for a protein of 242 amino acids. Gene Ontology annotation, biological process: endoplasmic reticulum membrane organization. Gene Ontology annotation, cellular component: plasma membrane; endoplasmic reticulum membrane.